CUAUAGUUCUCGUCAAAGCUCGCCAAUUUGCGCGCAACACGCUCUUCUUCAUCUUCCCUUACCUUCCACCGCAUUAUCAGAGACACCCCGUGCCGUGUGCGCUCCUAUCUGAUCACGAAAGGGAAAAAAAGAGAGAAGAAUAUACCUUUUUUCCCUUCAAAUCUGCGGACAAUACUCUAAUUCUGAACCCCAACCAGUCAAUAAUAUUCUCAAUUCCAAUAUUUAUUCGUGUCUAAUUCUUAAUUCAAACAGGUUUUUUCCUUAGGCCAGCUUGAAUUUAGAUUUCAGUUCAUGCAUGUAAAAAUUAAAUCUGAUCGCAAAAAAAUGGAUUUCGAGAAACCAAGUUUUGGUGCGAUCGCGGGUAGCAUUAGCCGGCCAUCAUGGGCGGUUCUGCUUCUCCUGUUCGUUUUUGUGGCAAUUCUGUCCAUGCAGCUCCCGACGGAUUCAGUUUUCUUGGCAUUGAAAUCAUCGGAACCAGCUAAUUCGGGUGUUUCGGAGGAUCGUGAGAGCUGCGCCGGGUUUUUUCAGGAGGUGCCGCCGAGAAAGGUUGUGAUGUCUAUAAAGGAUUUCGGAGGAGUCGGUGACGGCAAGACGUCAAACACCAAAGCGUCCCAGAAAGCCGUCUGGUACAUGAAAGGUUUCGGAGAGAGAGGUGGGUCUCAGUUGAAUGUGCCCAAGGGGACCUGGCUCACUGGGAGUUUCAAUCUCACGAGUAAUUGCACUCUCUUCCUCGAACAUGGUGCUCUCAUUCUGGGUUCUCAGGACCCGGAUGAAUGGCCUAUCAUAGAACCAUUGCCUUCUUAUGGGAGAGGAAGGGAGAGAUUAGGAGGAAGACAUAUAAGCCUCAUUCACGGAAAUGGCCUCACUAAUGUUGUUAUUACAGGGCAAAAUGGGACUAUUGAUGGACAAGGGCACAUGUGGUGGGAGCUGUGGUGGAAUAGAACACUGAAGCACACCAGAGGCCACCUCCUUGAACUCAUAAACUCUCAUAACAUUUUAAUCUCCAAUCUUACCUUCCUCAAUUCUCCCUUUUGGACUGUCCAUCCCUUUUACUGCAGUAACAUAGUUGUCAGAAACAUGACGAUUUUGGCUCCCUUAAAUGCUCCUAAUACCGAUGGCAUCGACCCAGACUCGAGCACCAAUGUAUGCAUUGAAGACUGUUACAUUGAGAGCGGUGAUGAUCUUGUUGCCGUGAAGAGUGGUUGGGACCAAUACGGCAUCACCAUGGCAUGUCCGAGCUCAAACAUUAUAGUGAGGAGGGUUACUGGCACUACCCCAACCUGUUCUGGUAUUGGAAUAGGCAGUGAGAUGUCUGGAGGUAUUUAUGAUGUAACCGUGAAAGAUUUACAUGUUUGGAAUUCGGCAGCUGGCAUUCGUAUCAAAACCGACAGGGGCAGAGGAGGCUAUAUAGCAAAUAUCACCAUAAGUAAUAUACUAAUGGAGAGAGUCAGAAUACCGAUAAGGUUCAGUCGAGGCUCAAAUGAUCACCCUGAUGAAGAAUGGAAUCCAAAAGCUGUUCCGAUAGUAAAAGGUUUCUUUAUUAGUGAUGUGGUGAGUUUAAAUUCGACAAAGGCGCCUAUAUUGGUGGGAAUUGAGGAUUCACCAUUUGAAACGAUAUGCAUGAAGAAUGUUAGUAUACUUGGCCUACCUUCAUCUGCAGCAUGGCAUUGUGAAUUCGUGUCGGGUUUCACCGACAAAGUACUUCCAAUGUCAUGCCCCCAGCUUCAGAACAAUGGUUCAUUAUCAUGGUGAUCAUUCGAAGUUUACUUAAAUCAUAGAUUGAUGAGCAAUAGGCAUGGUUUUGAUGGAGCAUCUAUGUUAUGGCUUCACCGACUCAUGUGAAUCUGGUUUCUGUACUGGCCAGAUGUGACACUGGUAUGCCAAUGAACUUGCAACUGCAAGCACUGCUGGGCUGGCUAGAACUCGGAAUAUUGCUCCUGGAAUGCAGUGCUGGGAACAUACAAAUCCCUAAUUUAUUGGCAAAGAGGAUUUUGUUUUUACAGAUCUGCAGGAGCAGGUUUUGGCUUGCAUUCGUUGUUCCGAAUUUUGCCAGGAGGACUUAUUCUUUGAUUACUUUUCUUGGAUUGGUUUCUUUCUAUUGUGUAAAAUGAUUGCUGACACACAUCAGAAUCAAAUGUAUAAUGGGGUUUUGAGAUCCCAUAGAGAGACAGGGAAAGACCUUGAGUGUACAUAGUGGGAAUACAGAAUUGCUGCAGAUUCACUUUCU
Messenger RNA from Tripterygium wilfordii, 2227 nucleotides. Its product is annotated as probable polygalacturonase. The record is from RefSeq and is a predicted model, not a curated record. The transcript has 6 exons. The coding region runs from base 292 to 1752 and encodes 486 amino acids. Gene Ontology annotation, molecular function: polygalacturonase activity. NCBI's taxonomy places the organism in Eukaryota, Viridiplantae, Streptophyta, Magnoliopsida, Celastrales, Celastraceae. Gene Ontology annotation, biological process: carbohydrate metabolic process.